This is a messenger RNA of Lizanozyma spartinae, 1497 nucleotides long. RefSeq lists its product as uncharacterized. The transcript has a single exon. The record is from RefSeq and is a predicted model, not a curated record. Lineage: Eukaryota; Fungi; Ascomycota; Pichiomycetes; Serinales; Debaryomycetaceae. Bases 1 to 1497 code for a protein of 498 amino acids. Gene Ontology annotation, molecular function: flavin adenine dinucleotide binding; N,N-dimethylaniline monooxygenase activity; NADP binding.
AUGACAGUUAAUCCGAACAUUAAAUCCAUAGCUGUCAUAGGAUGCGGUCCCUCUGGUGCUGGUGCCCUUAAGGCAUUCUUAGCAGAAGGCACAUUUGAUAGGGUCAAAGCCUUUGAAAGGAGAUCAGAUUUUGGAGGACUUUGGAACUAUACUACGGAAACAGACAUUGGAGCUGUGCCUAUUCCCAACACUGAUCCUACAAUUGAUUUGAAGGCCAAGCUCUGUAAGCAGACAAAUAAGUAUGUAUGGCCUGCUGCUGUGUACGACUACUUAGAUACCAAUGUGCCUCGGGAUAUCAUGUCGUAUGCUGAGUUUCCAUUUGACGACAGUCUUCCCUUGUUCCCCCACAGAGAAGAUGUUCGCAAGUAUCUCAACAAUUAUUCCGAGGAAUUGAAGCCGUACGUUGCAUUCAACACCAAAGUAGUUGAUGUUGACUACGUUGACGGGAAAUGGCAGGUCACCAGUCGUCCUGUAUCCAUCGAGACUGAAGGUGGUUUGAAAAGAUCUGAAGAUGAAGGUCUUGAAGACACUGUUGAAACUUUUGAUGCAAUCUUACUUUCGGUGGGCAACUAUGAUCUUCCUUAUAUCCCGGAGAAGGAUGGGAUUGAGGAAUGGAUAGCCAAGUAUCCCGGAUCAAUUAUACACACCAAAGAUUAUAGAAGCCCUCAACAAGUUUGCGGUAUGGUAAGCAAGGAAGGGAACAUCUUGGUGGUUGGGAACUCUGCGUCUGCGGGUGACUUGUGUUUUCAGAUAGCUACGCAAGAGAAGCGUCUGGUUUACAAGUCGAUUAGAUCUAAGAGUAAACAUCCAGCAGGAACAUCGGAGUUAACCCGUGAAGUGGGAGACAUUGAAAAGUUUGAUGCAGACAGUAAAUCUGUGCAUAUUAAGAACGGAACAAUUAUCGAAAACGUUGAAUUGAUUAUAUUUGCUACUGGAUAUUUGAAGUCAUAUCCCUUUUUGAAUAAGAAUGUCACUGCAAAGUUCCCAUUGUUGACAGAUGGUUUACGAGUCUUAAAUGUUUACGAACAUAUUUUCCCCUUCUACUAUCCCAAUUUGGCUAUUCUUGGACUCGGAAGAUUUGUUCUUCCCACACGGACAUCGGAAACUCAAGGCUGCUACGUCAGUAAGGUAUGGAGUGGGAAAUUGACAUUACCUCCAGUGGAAGACAUGAUCAAAUGGGAGAAGGAUAGAGUCGCCAUAAAGGGACCCGGGAAAGCAUUUCACGAUCUCCCAUUCCCUGACGACGUUAACUACAGCCAAAACUUGAACCAACAGAUCAUCGCUGCUGGCGGGGGGCUCGUACCCCACGUCUGGACUGCAAAAGAGAUAAUUAUCCGAGCCCUAAUGGUUCAAGUCAAAGUCGGAUAUAUCAAAUACAAACAGGCUUCUGGGAUGAGCGCAACGUCGUAUCAGGAAUUGAUUGACGCCGGCUACCUAGAACCGUUUGAAGUGUCCGAAGAGAAUGCACGAUACUUCUUAGACAAUGUGACUCAAUAA